Molecule: messenger RNA, 1698 nt
Organism: Coprinopsis cinerea okayama7#130
Lineage: Eukaryota; Fungi; Basidiomycota; Agaricomycetes; Agaricales; Psathyrellaceae
Exons: 6
Coding region: 1-1698 (565 amino acids)
Cellular component (GO): cytoplasm
Molecular function (GO): oxidoreductase activity
Source: RefSeq, a predicted model, not a curated record
AUGCCACACGUUCUUACUGGCACCCCCCACACAUCUUGGUCUCUACCAACACCCAUCACCCUCCUCUCCCUGAUCCUCCUGUUACAAAUGAUUCAACCAACAAUUUCUGUUCCCUUGCUCCAAUUCGACGCUUCUCAGGCAGUCUUGGAGGCCUACAUUGACGCCCAUACCCUUGAUGGUACCAGCACCGUCUCCCAGAGUGUCAAAUCAAACCAGAAACCCAAUACGGUAGAUCCAACCUCCCACAGACCCCUUCCACACCCCAAACCAGUAGGCCUACCCGUCUCCAACCCCACCAAAUCCUUCUGGACACACGGAAGUCCCGACGCGAACCCUCUUGCCCGUGAAGGUAGCCAAGGCGAACUCACACCAGAAGCAGACGUGUGUAUCAUAGGCAGCGGUAUCACUGGCGUCUCCGCUCUAUGGCAUCUCGUCGAUGGCUUAGGAGCAAACUCCUCUGGGAGGGCAGUUGAUAUCGAUACUGCCGGGAAUAGGAAUCAGAAGAAAGUGGUCGUACUUGAAGCUAGAGAUUUCUGUUCUGGUGCAACUGGUCGCAACGGAGGUCACCUCACACCCUUCAUCUUCUUCGACUUCAGCAGGCGAGAACAGCUCUACGGUACAUCCGAAGCCCUAAAGUCAUACGAAUUGGAGAACUACACCUCCAAGAAACUAGUAGGCCUCCUCAACAACACCGGCGAUCAUGACGAUGCCGACCUGGUCAACGGCGGCCAUAUCACCCUCUUCCUCACAGACCAAGAAGAAAGAAUCGCGAGGAAGGACUUCGAAGCAGCAAAAGCUGCAGGACUGAGUGGACUAGACAAAGUCGUCUGGAUUGAUAAAGAUGAGAUGAAUCAGACGAAAGGAACACCCUUCCCUGGUGUCCAGAUACCAGGACACAAUCUCUGGCCCUUGAAACUCGUUACAAAGAUGUUCAAACUGGCAGAGAAGAAGGCAAAAGAUGCAGGAGUGGACAUAAAGCUACACACGCACACACCAGUCACAGGCAUCACCCCUACAGGUUCCCAGCCAGAAUCAAGUUCCAGUCGAAGAUUCGAACUCUCCACACCCAGAGGACCCAUCAAAUGUUCAUACAUCAUCCACGCUACCAAUGGGUACGCCAACCACCUCCUCUCACCCGGCAAAACAGGCAUAGUAGUCGUCCCAACCCGAGGACAAAUCAUCGGGACGCGCGCCGCAGCUGGAGAGAAGGCAGUAGGAAAGACAUCCUGGGACGCGAACGAAGGGUUUGAAUAUUGGUUCCCCAGGCCCGUCAAAGAAGAAGAUGAGAAGAAGCCGCUGAUCAUUCUGGGAGGUGGACGCGAAGUCUCCGCUCCCAACUACGAGCUAUACGAAACGAACGACGCAGAGGUUAACCACACCGUUGGAUCGAGAUUGAAGAAAUUCUUACCUGGGUUGUUCCCUGGUAUGUUCCCGGAGGAGAGUGAACCCGAAUGGGAAUGGACGGGGAUCACGGGUUUCACGAAGACGGGAGACCCAUUCGUGGGGCCUGUAUACGAGAACGGCGUCAAGCUAGAAGGGCAGUAUGUGUCUGCUGGGUACACAGGACACGGUAUGCCUCGUGGUUACGCCUGCGCCGAGGCCGUCGCAGGCAUGAUCAUUGCCGAUCUAAAGGGAGAACAGUGGGUACAACCCGAAUGGUUGCCUGAUCGCUAUUUGACUAAACCGAGAAAUUCAUAA